UUUCUUUUACUUGUUUUACUGACUUCUUUUCUGGAGAGGGAAAGAAUCUAAUGGUGUAUACCACUAUACUCUUGCACAGUGUGAAGACAGCUUAGGACCGGAACGAAGAGUCGACGUUCAUAGAUAUGUCUGUGAAUCACACCGUACUGAAACAAAGCUUAGCGUUGAUGAUGAUAUCAGGGCUUUUUAUUUAUUUCCUGUGGAUGGACAUAGCGCUAUAUCAUAACGUUCAGCACAUAGCUCCAGUUUUACCCAACUCCAAACGGUCACACGACAAAAGUUCUUCACUUAUUUCACCGUUCACAGGUCUCUCGGUGAAGAUGAUGAUGAUGGAUCCUAUAAAUAAUUACAUACUCACACCCAUAGCUCAGUUAUUCAAUUACGCUACGUCUUUCAGCGAAAAGUGUUACGUCAUCACCCCCAACAUGAUCAGUUUCACAGGCCUAGUGUUUGCCGGGUUUGCUGCAAGAUGUGUGGUUUCUGACAACAUUAUUAGACAACGUAUCGCCGUGCUACUCUUCCAGGGAAGAACCUGGUGCGACGCACUAGAUGGCAUAGUUGCUCGAGCCCGGAUGGGCAUGGUCAAGCAUGCGUCAUUGCGGUCGACUCCUGGCUACGUGAUAGACGGGUUAGCCGACACACUGGGAUUUACAGCGUUCCUAGUGGGCUGUUAUUACUAUCUUCGUCGGUGGCCGCCCAAUGAAAGCCACUAUCGUGUCUUGUCCUCCAAGGAACACCUGGAGAAGAAUGGUGGUCACGCGGGCGAAAAUGGGAGCCAAACUAAUUGGACAGCUAGAAGACUCUUUUAUGUUGUCUUCUGUUUCGGAAUGCAGAUAGCUGUCAGUGCCUUCUUCUGGGACCGAUAUAUCCACAGUUAUUCAGAACUUCUAGAAACCCCCCAGUCCACUGUGGGGACAGCGAUGGCGCAGAAUGAACAGUUGAAAUCAGCCUUCACCUGGAUGAUCAUGUGGUUCUGGAGAGUUUGCAAUGCGCAUUGUUUAAUCCAGUUUUUAUUGAUAGCAAUAGUUAUGGGUAACAUGUGGGAGUUCUUUAGAUUCGUACAAUAUUCAGGUUUCGCGGUGCUUCUGGUUUUGGCUUUCUUCAGUGAGCUCAACCUUCAUAUUAUGAUGAGCUCUCUAAUGCAGACCAGCUGAUUAUCACGUGCCGAAUCCCCCUCGCGAACUUUCAACGUUUGUGUUUUCGUCUACUUUUGCCAGUCUCGUUGAUAAGAGAUAAGUUACAGUACAAAGAGAAUGAAUUCUUAAGAGUGACACCUGUUUUUCUGUGAAUAUUUUUAACCUCUAAUAUUACGGUUUUAAAUUCCAAAAGCCAGCGAAGUAAUAGGCCUAAUAUAAGUGAUAUAACUCAUACAAAAUUGCAUUUAUGCUGGUCCACAUUAUUCUUAACUGGCCCAUUAGGGAUUUCAGACAAGAGGUGUGUAAAUAUAGCAUUAAGUUUAGAUAAGUAAGGAGAAUGUGGAUAUAAAGAUAUGCACGUAGUGUGAUUUUAAUUACAUUUUUUAUUAAUAAAUUCAUAUUAUUAAGCCUAUUGCUAGCCUCUGCUUUUGUUAGUUUUCUAUGAUAAGUGGGCAACAGUUUGGACUUUACUGUGAGGCGUCCAUUGGUCCAACUGGAAACGUUGGAAAAGAAGAAGGAGGAGGCUGAAGAUGACACCAAAAACCACUGUCAACUGUAAUAUGAACGUGCAUUUAACAAUACGAACGUUUCUUUUUCGAUAUGCUAUCAAAUCAAAAUAUUAUUAUUAUAUAACUCGAUCUAUAUCAAUGUAGUUAUCAUAAUAGGUUUUGGUGUCUAAAGUAAAGUUUUCUGAUGUUAAAAGAAUCAAAAAGCCAACUGAAAUUUAUUACAAAGAAGGGUAAAAUAUAAGAUUUUUUUGCUGUUGUUUAGGUCUGUGAUUAUAUUUAUUUAUUUACGUGCCUAUAUGAAUUGGGACUGGUGUUAUUUUCAGUAGUAAUAAAUCCGAAUAUUUUGAAUAAAACUGGAAACAAUAGCGCUCUUCAGUGGCCUGGUAAGAAAUGUGUAAAACAAGUCUUAACAUUUUGUCAUCUUUUCUAUUCGACCAUCCAAUUUUAGGGUAUUUUGUAUCAGCCACAAAUUUUUAUACUCGAGUGCCUUGAUCCUGACAGCAACUCUAAAGGGUGAAGGUGUUUGGUGACGGAGAUUCAAACCCGCAAAUUGCGAG
This is a messenger RNA of Limulus polyphemus (Atlantic horseshoe crab), 2202 nucleotides long. Its product is annotated as ceramide phosphoethanolamine synthase-like. Lineage: Eukaryota; Metazoa; Arthropoda; Merostomata; Xiphosura; Limulidae. The record is from RefSeq and is a predicted model, not a curated record. Bases 126 to 1154 code for a protein of 342 amino acids. The transcript is spliced from 6 exons.